Arabidopsis lyrata subsp. lyrata is the source of this 1035-nucleotide messenger RNA. Its product is annotated as putative cysteine-rich repeat secretory protein 61. The coding region runs from base 88 to 864 and encodes 258 amino acids. Lineage: Eukaryota; Viridiplantae; Streptophyta; Magnoliopsida; Brassicales; Brassicaceae. The record is from RefSeq and is a predicted model, not a curated record. The transcript is spliced from 2 exons.
AAAAAAAGUCGUUUUGACAUAAGCAUUUCAUCUAGUAACUAAUAUAAAGCCAAAUCAGCUAUUAAGCAUUCUUCUGCGUAAAAAACAAUGUCUUCAUCCUCCGUAUCAAAACGCAUCGUUUUGGUCCUUAACUUGGCCGUGGUAGCCACACAAGUCCUCCCUAUACGCAGCGUCUCGUCCAUGAACAAGACUAACGCGUAUCUAUACCACAAAUGCUCUGAAAUUGAAGGGAAAUACAAGCCGAAGAGCCCGUACGAAGAAAACCUUAACUUUAUCAUCAAUGACAUGUAUAAAGACACUUUUGUAAGAGGUUUCGUCUACGCCUAUCAUGGUGACGAUCCCAAUACCGUCUAUAUCUUGCUCCAAUGCCGGGGUGACUCCUACGGCCCAAAGUGUGGCUCCUGCCUCACUACCGCCUCCUCGGAGCUACGUAGAAGAUGUCCGAUGAACAAGGCGGGAAUAGUAUGGUUUGACAAAUGUCUUCUCAAGUUUUCUCCAACCGCUUUCUUCGAGAAGAUCGAUGACAAGAACAAGUUCUAUAUGUACAGCACAAAGAAAGUAAGCGAUCCGGCGUCGUUCAAUGCGAAGACAAAGGCUCUACUAACUGAGCUGACCACGAAAGCUACUCGUAGAUCAGAUAAGUUAUUGUUGUACGAGACGGGGGAGAUGAAACUUGGGAAGAUGAAGCUGUACGGAAUGGUGCAGUGUACACGGGACCUAUGGUUUACGGUUUGUAAGACGUGUUUGGAUAAGAUUAUUGGGGAGCUUCCUAAAUGUUGUGAUGGUAAAGAAGGAGGGAGAGUUGUGAGUGGGAGUUGUAACUUUAGGUAUGAGAUUUACCCUUUUCUUGACACUGUUCGAUGAGAUCUCCAAAUUUUGUUUGUUUGUCAACCGGAAAGCUCCAUAUAUAGUAUAAAAAGGGGUUGAUUGGUGACCAUAUCAGUAAACAGCAGGAAGUUCAAUAAAUGAAAAUAUAGGGCUGUAAAUGGGCAAAAAUACUUACACAACACAUAAAUUUGAAGACUUACUCACAUU